UGUGGACAUCUGGGCAGUGUUAACCGAAUCCCAGAGGCCCGGACAGACCAGGAGCCACUCAUCUAGGAAUGUUAAAGUUUUUCCAACUGAUGAGAGGAACAGAAAGGAAGGAGGAAGAGAGACAAGAAGAGAGAAAGAGUGCACCGAAACACACAAAACAGAUCUUGCACUUCCCUUUACUCUUCAAAGUUCAUUGAUGGCUUAUUUUUGAAAGUUAUUUUCCAUUUCCCUGGUACUUCUGCCACAUAUUCUUGUCUCAACCCCCUGAUACCACAACCACACCUUUCAACAAUGGCAAGUCAACUAACUCAAAGAGGAGCUCUAUAUCUGCUGCUAUUCCUUAUUCCUGUAGUGACACCAACAUGGUAUGCAGGCUCAGGCUACUCUCCAGAUGAAAUCUACAAUGAAGUAUAUGCUGAAGCAGCUCCACGUGACCCUGCCCUAGACUACAGAGCCCCCCGAUGGUGUUAUACAUUAAAUAUCCAGGAUGGAGAAGUCACAUGCUACUCACCAAGGGGAAGAAACUAUUACAGCAGCCUGGGCACUCGUUGUGAGAUCUCCUGUGACCGAGGCUUUCGGUUGAUUGGAAGGAGGUCGGUGCAAUGCCUGCCAAACCGCCGUUGGUCUGGAACUGCCUACUGCAGACAGGUGAGAUGCCAUGCACUGCAGUUCAUCACUAGUGGCACCUACAGCUGCACAAAUGGGGUGCUUCUUGACUCCCGGUGUGACUAUAGCUGUUUCAGGGGCUAUCACCUGGAAGGUGAUCGUAGUAGGAUCUGCAUGGAAGAUGGACAAUGGAGUGGGGGCGAGCCUGUAUGUGUAGACAUAGAUCCUCCCAAGAUCCGAUGUCCCCACUCACGUGAGAAGAUGGCAGAACCAGAGAAACUGACUGCUCAAGUAUACUGGGACCCACCUUUGGUGAAGGAUUCUGCUGAUGGUACUAUCACCAGGGUAACACUUCGGGGCCCUGAGCCUGGCUCUCACUUUCCCGAAGGAGAACAUGUGAUUCGGUAUACUGCCUACGACCAAGCCUACAACCAGGCCAGCUGCAAGUUCAUUGUGAAAGUACAAGUGAGACGUUGUCCAAGUCUGAAACCACCAGAGCAUGGCUACCUGAUUUGCACCUCAGCAGGGGACAACUAUGGUGCCAUCUGUGAAUACCACUGUGAUGGAGGUUAUGAGCGCCAAGGGACCCCCUCCCGAGUCUGCCAGUCCAGCCGCCAGUGGUCAGGAGUACCUCCCACCUGUGCUCCUAUGAAGAUUAAUGUCAAUGUCAACUCAGCAGCUGGCCUUCUGGAACAGUUUUAUGAGAAACAGAGGCUUCUCAUCAUCUCAGCUCCUGAUUCCUCCAACAGACACUAUAAAAUGCAGAUCUCUAUGCUACAGCGAUCCAUCUGUGAAUUGGACCUGCGACAUGUGACCAUCAUCGAGCUGGUGGGGCAGCCACCGCAGGAGGUGGGGCGAAUCCGGGAACACCAACUGUCAGCCAACAUCAUCGAGGAGCUCAGGCAAUUCCAGCGCCUCACUCGCUCCUACUUCAACAUGGUGCUGAUUGACAAACAAGGAAUUGACCGGGAACGCUAUAUGGAACCUGUUAUUCCAGAGGAGAUCUUCAUGUUCAUUGAUGACUACCUACUAAGUGACCAGGAGCUGAAGCAGCGCAAGGAACAAGAGGAUUUGUGCGAAUAAAAUUGAGCCAGGACCUGGUUGAGAUUGAGAUCAAGAGAAAAAUUCCACUAGUUAGCUGAAACCAAGGCCUACUAAGUUGGACAGUGGUUUCUCAUGGUUCUGGGGUCAGGACUGUGAGGUGGGUGAGUUUUACAAAUUCUUGGGCAUUUCCAGGCACCCCUUAAAGACUGUGUCAUAGUUUCCUUAAGAAAGAUUAUGCAUUAGCUAGUACUGGAUCUGCAGAAGAAGUCAGGAAGGGACUAACAAUAGGCCCUGGGCAGCAGUUUAAGGUUCCUUGAACUGUGUAAGUUCUUUUAAUCAGACUAGACUAUCUUUGUUUUCUGACUGAGUGUCUGCCUGCUCAUUUCUUCAGUCUCACAGAUAAGUGCAUUAGUAUCUCUUAUCCACAGAGGAUGUAUUCCAAGACCUCACCAGUGGAUGUCUGAAACUGUGGAUAAUAAGGAAUACCUAUAUAUACAUAUAUAUACAUAUACACUGUUUUUACUAUACAUACAUAUCUAUGAUAAAGUUUAA
Sorex fumeus (smoky shrew) is the source of this 2202-nucleotide messenger RNA. RefSeq names its product sushi repeat containing protein X-linked 2 (gene SRPX2). The transcript is spliced from 11 exons. The record is from RefSeq and is a predicted model, not a curated record. The coding region runs from base 292 to 1689 and encodes 465 amino acids. Lineage: Eukaryota; Metazoa; Chordata; Mammalia; Eulipotyphla; Soricidae.